Messenger RNA from Labeo rohita (rohu), 3248 nucleotides. It is a transcript of the gene maea, whose product is annotated as macrophage erythroblast attacher, E3 ubiquitin ligase. Gene Ontology annotation, biological process: proteasome-mediated ubiquitin-dependent protein catabolic process. NCBI's taxonomy places the organism in Eukaryota, Metazoa, Chordata, Actinopteri, Cypriniformes, Cyprinidae. The transcript is spliced from 9 exons. The record is from RefSeq and is a predicted model, not a curated record. Gene Ontology annotation, molecular function: ubiquitin protein ligase activity; protein binding. The coding region runs from base 676 to 1722 and encodes 348 amino acids. Gene Ontology annotation, cellular component: GID complex; cytoplasm; nucleus.
AUUAGAUACAGUAUGAUUUUGGCUUAGUCGUCUGCUCGUCUAUGCAUCAUUGCAUUUUUCAGUUGUUUGCAUAUAUUCUGGCUCGCGUUGAGGACCUUUCACUUCUCCCUGCCAAAUUAGGUUGCACCUUGUAAUCCAACAAAGGUUAAAGCUGCAAUAAUAGCAUUGACUGAUGCCGGGUGUUUAUCUGCUCUAAAACAUCUGUACGUGAAUAGAGCAUUGCAAAUGUUGAUACUACUUAUCUGCCCUGGUUGCAAGGUGACAGAUGGCCUGAUCAAAAUAAACUGGCAGGAUGCUGAGAGAUAAGUUUGAAGGUUUAUGCAUCUCUGCCUCUUCCACAGCUGCGAUACAGCCACUCGUCCUCGCCUAAUGAUCAUGUCCACCUUUAUGACCUAAAAGAACACAGAAGUCUGGAACUCUUACUACUUACUAAUGUCAUACUUUAUUUACUAACGCUAUUUGAAGGAUAAAAACUAACUGGGGAAUCUUUAGUCAAUAAUAUUUGAUUAUUGUAUACUGAGGGUCCACUGAACGUUUAAAUGCUUGUUUCACAGGACAUGAAUGAGGACAAUAUGUCAAACACGGAAGUAAUUGAUAAUUGUUCCUUAUGAAACCUUGAACAAGCGCUUCCGAGCAGCUCAAAAGAAUAUAGACCGGGAGACCAGUCACGUGACGAUGGUGGUGGCGGAGCUAGAGAAAACGCUUAGUAGCUUUCCAGUGGUGGAUACCGUAGUAUCUCUCCUGGAUGGGGUGGUUGAGAAGCUCAGCGCCCUCAAGAGAAAGGCAGCUGAGUCCAUCCAAGCAGAAGACGAGAGCGCCAAAUUAUGCAAGCGGCGCAUAGAGCACCUGAAGGAACACAGCAGUGAUCAGCCAGCCAGCGUCAACGUUUGGAAGAAGAAGCGUAUGGACCGCAUGAUGGUGGAGCAUUUACUACGCUGCGGCUAUUACAACACCGCAGUCAAGCUAGCCAGACAAAGCGGGAUUGAGGAUUUGGUCAACAUAGAAAUGUUUCUUACUGCAAAAGAAGUUGAAGAAUCUCUCGAGCGUCAGGAAACGGCUACCUGUCUGGCUUGGUGCCACGAUAACAAGUCUCGCUUACGGAAAAUGAAAAGCUGUUUGGAGUUCAGUUUAAGGAUCCAGGAAUUUAUUGAACUUAUUCGACAAAACAAACGAAUGGACGCAGUAAGACAUGCACGCAAACACUUCAGCCAAGCAGAAGGAGGGCAGUUGGAUGAGGUACGGCAAGUGAUGGGCAUGCUGGCGUUUCCUUCAGACACGCACAUUUCACCGUAUAAGGAUCUUUUGGAUCCAGCUCGCUGGAAAAUGCUGAUCCAGCAGUUCAGAUAUGACAACUACAGAUUACACCAGCUGGGGAACAACUCCGUGUUUACCAUUACCCUGCAGGCAGGGCUGUCUGCCAUCAAAACCCCGCAGUGUUAUAAAGAGGAUGGCACUUCCAAAAACCCAGACUGCCCUGUCUGCAGUAAGUCGCUGAACAAAUUGGCUCAACCUCUUCCCAUGGCCCACUGUGCAAACUCAAGGCUGGUGUGCAAAAUCUCCGGUGAGGUCAUGAAUGAGAACAACCCACCCAUGAUGCUGCCUAACGGCUAUGUUUAUGGAUACAAUUCUCUCUUGUCCAUUCGUCAAGAUGACAAGGUGGUAUGCCCCAGGACCAAAGAGGUUUUCAACUUUUCCCAGGCUGAGAAGGUUUACAUCAUGUGAUGGGAGCUCCACAUAAGCUUUGGGACGUUAAGUUGUGGCGCCACUGUAGGCUGGGCGAAUCUCACAUUGACACCAUUUGUCAAAGGGCGUCCAAUCCUUCAGCCCUUGUUCCAUGCAAGUGAAUUUCAUCAACAGUAUGUCUUCGCCCUCAACCGGCCUACAAGACCUUCACUGAACUGAUGGUAGAAAAAUCACAAUGGAGUCGACCUGCGCUAAACGGACUGUUGUGAUGAGGGAUUUUUUUGUUGAUGUUUUUAAAAGGGUUGAUAGUUUGGCAUUUAUUUAACUGGUUUCUUUUCUGUAGUGUAAAACAAACCAACACGACUCCAUAUCAGUCUCAAAGGAGCUUCUGCCUUGUAGUGUGUUAACAAAAUGAAUUAUUCAUUGUUGGUUUUUUGAACAAGGGCACCCAUUUAGGUCAUUAUUUUUAGAUAGAUUGUGAGUAGGUAGUUGUAGAGAACACUCUGAUGCCUUGCUUUUGCACCUGUGAAAUCUGCGACAACAUGCAUUUAUGUUGAAGUUUUUUUUUUUUUUUUUUUUAAACUGACAUCCUCAGUUUGAGGCAACAUGUUAAAAGUUGUAGCAUUUAUAGCAAUACUGCUCUUUAUCCCAACUCUGUGGAUGUGCAGAUUUAGAAAAACAUGGAGGUGUUCUUUGGUGUCAGGCUGGUGUUAGUUACACUUAGUUUACACUUUAACAGUAAACACUAUACUGACUUAUUGUAGAUUUCUUAUAUCAUCAACAUUCAUCAAAUAAAACAUUCUGUGUAUGACCAAAGUCCUUUUUAGGACAAGUAUGCAAGACUGACUUUUGAUGGAUAUGCCUAAAUUUGGAGGAUUUUUUUAAACUAAUAGUAUAUUGUGUUAUAUAAAACAAUAUCAUAUGUUGUAAUUAAUAACUUCAUACUGCAUUUAGUGCUGUUUUGUGACUGAAGGUUUCAAUAGCAAACUUAAAGUAGUUUUUGUUGCUUUGGAUCUCAGGGUAGAUUCCAAUCUCACAGUUUUAUUACAUGGACUGGAGUUUUGUUUUUUGUCCUCCAUCAUUUAAAUUUGUAAUUAUCCAGCCUUGAUACCCUCAUUUUGUGAUGUAAAUGUCUUCUGUGAGUUUUGUUCUGCUGCAAAAUGGAUUAAUAUGGAUCUUUCAUAUAUAUAGGCUAGUUUUACAUUAUUAGAAUUUCCAAAUUCAUUGUAAGUAAUGUGUAUAGAGUUGUUUUGAGCACAAUUUUCAAAGCAGAAAACUGUUUAAAGUACGUUUUGAUAAUGUUCCCCAUGCACACAUCACUAGAAAGUCUCAGGUUUCACAGGAUCAACAGCAGGUAACCAAUGAGUGGGAUCUUUGAAAGGCCCUCUGGUCUUUUAGUUUCACUUUAAAGUACACAAACAUCCGUUCCUGUUGGAAAUGAUUCUCCAAGUAUGUGUUUAACUGUAAUUGUGGAAAGACUUGCUUAGAAACUGCGCAUGCAUGUGUAUUUUGGUAGGGUAGAUGGGUUGUUCAUGUCCAAUUGCCAAUAAAGAUUGAUUUGAUUA